Molecule: messenger RNA, 3395 nt
Organism: Lineus longissimus
Lineage: Eukaryota; Metazoa; Nemertea; Pilidiophora; Heteronemertea; Lineidae
Product: probable G-protein coupled receptor No18
Exons: 6
Coding region: 480-1916 (478 amino acids)
Biological process (GO): adenylate cyclase-activating adrenergic receptor signaling pathway
Cellular component (GO): plasma membrane
Molecular function (GO): octopamine receptor activity
Source: RefSeq, a predicted model, not a curated record
UCGAAUUUUGGACAUGGUUAAUUCAUCCUUCUUCGAACUGUCUUAAUAUAUGUCAGUCUAGUUGGAACUAAGAUCUGCUGCAUUAACAGUACUUGCCGACUGUCGAGGCACUAUAUUCUUGGAAUUAAUGGUCUUGGGAACCGGCGGUUGAUAUUCAUCUGAUCAGGGAUUCAGUUCUAUUAACGGACAGCUUGUGGACUCGAUAAAGGAUACAAAGCUUAGGAGUUAUCUAUUGACUGAGGGAUAGCAAGGUAUGCAAAAGUUUCCGGGUUAAGCCUAAUUCGGGUCUACUUUCGGAUACUGUAUGACAAACCAUUAACUAUAGACGAAGCAGCAGCCGUAGGAAUAACGACGCCACUUCUGAUGUCGUCGACGCUAAAAUCCUGUACCCUGUGGCCUGUUCUUUCGUGGGUAUAAAUGCAGUAGGAAUAUUUUUAAGAAAUGUCCCAGAAGGCGUCCACCAAUCUUGAAUCCCGAGCAUGAAGGAGCGAGACGAAUGGCCCCGGCCGACCAGGCCUACGGGAGUGUACAAUCACGUCGAGGACUUCCUACGGUUCUCACUCGAUGAUGGUAGGCAGAACACGUACGGCCCGACCAUCGGCGGGAACGUCACGGUAAUGGAGAUCGGAACACACAGUUCGCGGCCGCCAAACGUUACGGUUGGUCUGGAUAACAUAACUGAGAUCGUCGCCGACGAGGACAUGCCUCUCGCUGAAAAAAUACUCUCGGCAGUCUUCCUAUUUCUGUUCAUCAUUAUUACAGUUAUCGGCAACAUUUUAGUCAUCAUGUCUGUGUUCACGUACAGACCUUUGCGAAAUGUGCAAAAUUUCUUCAUAGUUUCUUUGGCAGCUGCUGAUAUGGCCGUAGCCCUUCUUGUAAUGCCGUUCAACAUUAUCAAUUUCAUCAUGGGACACUGGAUAUUCGGGGCAAUCUUUUGUGAUAUGUGGCUCACCUUUGACGUACUAUGCUGCACCGCUUCUAUCUUAAACUUAUGCGCGAUCGCCACGGACCGAUAUUGGGCAAUACACGACCCGCUUAAUUAUGCAAGUAAACGGACAAUGAAACGCGUGCUGCUCUUGAUAGCGCUGGUUUGGGGUUCCAGCGCCGUCAUCUCUAUUCCACCUCUGAUCGGGUGGAAUAACUGGGAAGAUCGAAUGGAGCAAUUAGAAAAACAUCAUUAUCUUACAUGUGAGUUGACGUCAGAGCGAGGUUAUGUUAUAUACAGUGCUUCGGGCUCAUUCUAUAUACCUUUAAUGAUCAUGACGUUUGUUUAUCUAAAAAUCUUCUUGGCGACUCGGAGGAGACUCCGGCAAAGGAAGAAACGAACACAAGCAUUGAAUGUCGGGCAAAACAACACAACAACAAAUACCCGCGCAGUGACGACGACAGUCAACACAAACGCUACGGGCACAACCACUGUCGUCGCCGAUAUAAGUUCGACAGAAACCCCAGACGAAAUGCCAAUGGAUGAAACGAAUCACGUGGGCGAAAACGAUAAACAACGAGAGGAGGGAAAGGAAAAGGAAAAAGAAAAAAAGGAGCAUAAACACAGAUCUAAAAAUAGAACGUCUACGGAAUCUAAACAACCAUUGACGCAAAACAGUAAACGUACGAAGUCAAUCAUGCAUCAGUUUCUUGAAGAGAAGCAAAAAAUUUCCCUUUCGAAAGAGCGCCGCGCUGCGCGAACUUUGGGAAUUAUUAUGGGCGUUUUCAUGGUGUGUUGGAUUCCGUUUUUUAUCAUGUAUGUCGUCAUGCCUUUUUGUCCAACAUGCAAAAGACCAAACCCCAGGUUUGAAAAUUUUAUCGUGUGGCUUGGAUAUGUGAAUUCUGGUUUAAAUCCAGUGAUUUAUACUGUGUUCAAUAUAGAUUUCCGAAAGGCAUUCAAAAAGCUUUUGACUGGAAAAUCUCGGAGAUAACCGCGCCAUCUAAGGUAAAUCGUUGGAACUACAGUAGGAUGCGUCUCGCGUGCUGUCGUACAAGCGUGACAUUAGGGAGGUUUAGGCCCUACGACGACGUUUAUCUAUUGUGUGAGUUUACCUGAACAAUAGAUAAACGUCGUCGAAGGGCCUAACCGGGCGGUUGCGAAACCUCACUAUGCCAAUCUACCAUCAUUAUGCGUAUAUCCAUCCUUAAGGAGGAGACUUUGGGACUGAUAUUCACCGCCGAUAAUUCGGCAUGCCCAGAACACGCCGCAGCCCACUUUCAUGGCGUGGAAUGCGUCUUCAUAAUUGGUUGCUUCUCGCUAGUGGGCCACUCAUGUUAAAAUGUUCAAAUAUUAGUGUUUCAAUUCACGGGUGUUCUCAAUCUAGAUAUUUUCGUCAAAUACCUUAAAAUAAAAUACCUCCUCGAAUACAAUGUACUACUCUAAAGCCAUCUACAGUUCAAGUACGUGUCGUUCUCGUUCUGUUCCUAGCUUUGUGAGUCGGCACCGAGUGUGUGAGUGUGCUUUCUAGAGUGAAUCAUGAAAUCAUAUCCACGACCAUCAAUAGAAUUUGAAAAAUUCCUAAUAACUUGUACGGAAACCUAGCCUAACCUUGACGUUUCUUGGCUCUACUAUUGGCACUUCGAUCAGGAUGCGUUUACGUAGCACGUUAUUAGGAGCAUUUUUCUGAUACUGAUGUUGAAGAAAAGGGUGAAUGUGUGAAUGUGUGAAUGUGAAUGUGAAUCAGAAUGUGAUUGUGCUGACUCAAUCAGAUAACAUGGCUGGCGGAUUUUACGUUCGACUAGAUCCGGUUCAGUUCCAUUGAAUAUCUCUGAUCAUCCACGCAUCUUUGAAAAUUGAUUUGGAUUUCAACCGGAUGUAGCAGAACGUAAAAUCCGCUAAUUUUUCUGUUUAACCUAAUAAUAUGCAGUCUGGUUAAAAAGACCGUAUCAUGCCGAAGAAUCGGGGUUACUAUAUAGGGGACUAUUCGGGUAUCGUGCUGUGCAUACUGACGGCAAACCCAAUUCGAAGUUGGACCCUUUUAGGUAGGCCAAAUCAGGUUGAGCAAAGCCGCGAUUUCUGAACAUAUCCGGGAGCGAAAGAGUCACGUGAUGUGUGCGCGUUUUAGCCGCACUGCCACCUUCCGGACAAGAAGGAAGUUACUGGACAAUUUUGUACAGAAACAUUGUGCACGUAUUGCGUAUUGCAUGUACAUCGACAGCAUGAUUGCUUUUUAGGCGGCUUAGCUUUUUGAAAUUAUCUAUUUCUUUAGGGAAGAAAUUAAUAAUUAGUCUUGCAUUGUAAGAUAAUAUUGAGUAUUUUACUAACUGUAAAUAAAGUGUGUAAGAUAGUGUAUGUACCUGUAUAAUCAUUUAUUUCCUUAAUUCUAACUACUGUAAUUAAUAAAUGACGAUAAAUGAAUACAAAAUAGAUUAUUGUAGAUAAUUAGAAAUCAUUAAAAAUAUAAAAUGAU